Messenger RNA from Magnolia sinica, 1975 nucleotides. Its product is annotated as bystin. Gene Ontology annotation, molecular function: snoRNA binding. The transcript is spliced from 12 exons. The record is from RefSeq and is a predicted model, not a curated record. Gene Ontology annotation, biological process: rRNA processing. NCBI's taxonomy places the organism in Eukaryota, Viridiplantae, Streptophyta, Magnoliopsida, Magnoliales, Magnoliaceae. The coding region runs from base 199 to 1557 and encodes 452 amino acids. Gene Ontology annotation, cellular component: nucleolus; preribosome, small subunit precursor; cytoplasm.
CAUCUCUCCCCACCUCUCUCCCUCGCUCUCGUAGCCGCUCCCUUCUCCUGCGACGGCUGCUACUCUCUCGAGCGACUCUGGCAACGGCCGCUCCCUCUCUCGAGGGAUAAAUCGCUCUAUCUCUCUGUCUAAAACAUUAUACUCUCUUUCCGAAAAUCCCCAUCUCCCUGUCCGUACGACUCCACUAUUCCCUCUCUAAUGGCAGGCAAGAAAAGAAAAUCGCCGCAGCAGCUGCAGCACCAGCAGCCCUUGGGUGCUCCUGCGGACUACUCUUCCACCGCGUCCACGAAGCGUUCCCGUCUUCCUAAAACCCAUCAGAAGGAGCAGAAGCUCAUAUCUUCGAAUCUGACUUCGAAGAUUCUAAAAGAAGCCUUGAAUCAGCAGAAAGAAAUCCUCGAAGAAGAAGCUGGACCACAGACCCUAACUGCUUUCUCAUCUGUUGCCACUGAUCCGUCCGCCGCAUCGGACAGUGAUGGAGAAGGUGAUUUGGAUGCGUUUGAUGGGUUUUCAGAAACCCAAAGCCAGUAUGAUGGUCGUGUGGAAGAGAUUGAUGAGGAGGAUGAGAUGGUCUUGGCGGCAUUCAUGUCCAAGGAUGCUGGUCCACAGCGUACGUUGGCUGAUCUUAUCAUACAAAGAAUCAAAGAAAAGGAUGCAGAAGUAGCUUCAGCCACAGAAGUGCAGCCUCUUCCCCAACUGGACACAGCCAUCAUAGAUUUGUAUAAGGGAGUUGGUAAAUUGCUUAGUAGAUACGCUACUGGUAAAUUGCCCAAAGCGUUCAAGCAUAUUCCAUCAUUGGAACUUUGGGAAUAUGUGUUGCAUUUGACUGAGCCAGAGAAGUGGUCACCCAAUGCAAUGUAUCAAGCAACAAGGAUUUUCUCAUCAAAUUUUGGUGUAAGAAAGGCCCAACGCUUCUACAGUCUUGUCUUGCUUCCACGUGUUAGAGAAGACAUUCAAAAGAACAAAAGGCUUCAUUUUGCCCUCUAUCAAGCAUUGAUGAAGUCUCUUUACAAGCCAGCAGCCUUCUUCAAGGGGAUUUUGCUACCAUUAUGUGAGUCAAGGACUUGCAAUCUCAGGGAAGCCGUUAUUGUUGGAAGUGUCAUUCAGAAGGGCUCAAUUCCUCCACUUCAUUCAAGUGCUGCAUUGAUGAAGAUGGCAGAGAUGGAGUAUUGCGGCACGACAAGUUAUUUUAUAAAGCUUUUCCUAGACAAGAAAUAUGCAUUGCCCUAUCGGGUGCUUGAUGCGGUUGUUGCGCAUUUUAUGAGGUUCCUCGAGGAUACAAGGCUCAUGCCUGUAAUAUGGCACCAGUCACUUCUUUCAUUCGUGCAAAGGUACAAAAAUGAACUGACAAAGGAGGAUAAAGAUAAUCUGGAGCGGCUUCUUCAAUACCAGAAGCAUCAUUUAGUCACCCCUGAAAUUCGGAGGGAGCUCAAAAAUAGCCGUAACCGUGGUGAGAAGGAGGAUGACCUAAUGUCAAUAGCAUCUCCUAUCUCUGUCAUCAACAAAACAAUUGAGGAAGAUAGAUGGGAUUUUCCAGAAGUUCCCAUGGAGGAGGAUUAAAUGGUGCCACCAGCUUCUCCACAUUUUUGCUUUAUGAAAAGAAUCCCAAAGGGAGAUGGUAACUGAAGAUGCCGGAUGCGACAAUCUUCAUCGAUUCUGCAUGCCAUUUACUUGGGUAGGGUGCAAUUUUAUUUAUUUUUUAUAAUUUUAAUUUUUUUUUAAAAAAUUCUGAUUUUUGUAUUUGCUACUUAUUUUGAGUUGAUGAGUUAUAUAAGUAAGCUUGGGUGAAGAUGAAGAAUUUCUUAUAUGGAGAAGUGGUAUUCUUCUUCAAGUACAGAUUCCGUGUUGAUGAGAUGAAUAUCCAUAUGGUACGAAUGACCAUUGUGCUGGUUUCUUCUUAAAGAAUUUGAUCUUGCCGGAGUCAUCGAUGAGAUGAAUAUCCAAAUAUAAUGACCAUUAUGCUGGUUUCUUUCUUCAA